AUGCAACCCCCAUUCUACCAGCUCAGUGGUGGUCAGCCCCAAUCGACCAGUAUCCCAGUCCCUCCUCAACAUCAUCAGCCAGCUCUAGGAGGCCGGCUGCCGCCGGCGCCACCGCCGGCGGCACUGGUGCAUCAGCAGCGUCCCGCGUCCAUGGUAGGCCCGAUGCCUCUUCAUCCGCAAAUGCAGCGGCCCAUGCCGCCGCCCGCAGCGGCUUCAUUUCCACCACACCCUCCUCACCCUCCGAGACAUCUCAUACCAUCUCACUUCCAGCGCCCGGUCGUCGUCUCCGACCUCCGGGAAGAGAGCGUGACCGAGGAUGAUAUCCGAGAGGAUCUUUCGGAUUACAUCAUUCUGAGGUUCGAGAAGAUCGAGCCGUAUGAUGAGUAUGACUCCGAAGGCGAAGAGGUGAAGGCAAGCUGGGAUAAUUGCAUCAGAACACGCAUUGCAGAUGUAGACAAGGCGGAGGCCCGAAAAGAAAUCCGGCGGCUUAAUAAGGAGGAUGCCAAACGAGGAAAGACGCUCUUGGAGAAGCAAAAUGCCCUCGGAACCAAGCAACAAGACCAACUGGCGAAGGCGCAACGUGAGCUUUCGCUGGAAGAGCACGAUGCGCGCUUCCACACCAAACUCGCCCAAAUUGACUAUACGCUUAAGCCCGUUGUCAACAAACAUGAAAAGAUCUAUACAAGACGACCCAACGUGAAGAAGAAGAUCCACCAAAAGAAGACCUACGAGCGUACUUCCAUCACCGCCUACUUCAGACGCUGUCCAAAGCCGGAGCAGGUACCAAGCGAACUGGCUCGUUGCAUCGAAAUAGAGAAGCAACGAGAGGCUGAUAUGAUGCGGAUGAGGCAUCCCCAGAUGCAGCAGCAGAUGGUCAUGCAUCACGGGCCUCAAGCUGUGCAACCACACCAGCCAGGACCAAUGCUCCACCCACAAGCGGCCCCUAUGUGCGGCCCAGGACCUAUGCCGGGACAAGUGCUUCACGCAGGGGGCAUGCCGAUGCACCACUCUCACCCUGGAAAGGGAUCAGGCCGACCUCAUACACCAAUUCAGGUCGAGGUCGAACAUAGAAAGGACAAGCACCACAACAGUGGCCACUCAAGAAGUUCUGGCAGCUCGGAGUAUUCUGACUUCAGUUCGAGUUCCGGUUUCGGCUCCGAGUCCACUUUAGUCACCGAGCCCUCUCGAUCGUCAGCCUCGUAUAAGGGCAAGAAGCAUUAUGACCACAAGAGGAAAUCCUUGAGGUAUCUUGAAGAGCCGAGGAACUUUGGCGUCGAGGUUCAUCGCCCCCGCCGUCGUCACAGUCUCCUCGAAGAGCCAUCAUAUAUCGUCACCGGAAGUGGAGCUCGUGUCCCCAUCAUCCACGUCCCAACCCCGCCAAGAAAGGCUGCAAUCCCGAUUGAAAACCUUGAUCAGAUCCGGGCCGAUGCCUAUCGUGCAGGUAGAUCCGACGAAAAAGUUGCUUUCCGGCACACUUUGGAUGAUGCCGACAAGCUCGACUUGGCUGCCAGGAGAUAUCAGCCUCGAUAUGCCCCUCGUCCGGAGAUCAUCAAUGGGGGACACGUAUCUCCAGCAAGGAUCCGGCACGUCACGACGAGCGAGGUCGAUCGGCAGCUCGAUGAUGACCUCCGGCGUCUAAGACUCGGCCCUGACUCCCACUACCACGACGAUUUUGGUGACUUCAUCCAUCUUGACGCCCAGCGAAUUCGUGAGGAGCGGGCUCGAGAAGAGCAGGAGAGCAUAAUGCGAGCUCAACUAGACGAGGACGCAUUGUACCGGAGGCGGCGAGAGGAAUCACCGCCGCCCUCUAUCAACCCCUUCACUCCUUUAUCGCGAAGAACAGGUCACGUAUAUGAUAUCGAUCGCGAUUUUAGACGAUGA
Messenger RNA from Diaporthe amygdali, 1881 nucleotides. RefSeq lists its product as uncharacterized. The record is from RefSeq and is a predicted model, not a curated record. Bases 1 to 1881 code for a protein of 626 amino acids. NCBI's taxonomy places the organism in Eukaryota, Fungi, Ascomycota, Sordariomycetes, Diaporthales, Diaporthaceae. The transcript has a single exon.